Rotaria sp. Silwood1 is the source of this 1152-nucleotide messenger RNA. The record is from the annotation of a GenBank genome assembly. Lineage: Eukaryota; Metazoa; Rotifera; Eurotatoria; Philodinida; Philodinidae.
AUGGUAAAUCGAGCACAUACACAAACGAAUCGAAGUAAUCUUGGUCGAGUAUUGUCCAUUGGGCGGAGCAGAACACGACAUGUUACUGUAAGAUCAUUUUCAGAAAUGCCAAAAGUUGUAAGAUUAUCUCGUCGUCAUCGUCAACAAUCGGUCAAAACUCUAAGCAUUCUUCAAUCAAAAAAAUUCAAUUUUCAACAUGUUAGCGUGACUCGUAAAAUUCGUCCAGCCCUGAAGAGCACUUGUUCUGGUAGUCAAAAAUCAGCAGAUGUUGGUGAUAGUUUGGAACCAUUGAUUGACAAUCAACCAGAUCAGAAAGAAUCGGCUGAGAAACGUCGUAGAAAAGAUAACAAUAAAAUGGCAGGAUGUUGUUGUGCUUGUCCACCUGUAUGUAUAUUUUUCUCGAUAGUUGGCUUUAUUCUUCUUGGCGGAAUUAUUGCUGCAAGUGUCAUAGCUUUAGUAUCACAAUCAACUAAGACAACAACAACAACUAUCAGUACCAAAACAACCACUAUAAGCAAAUCGACAACCAGUACCACAACAACAACCACAACUGUAUCCACAACAAGUACCAUGACAACAGCUACAACUGUAUCAACAACCACUACCACAACAACAACUACAGCUGCAUCAAUAAGCAGCACCCAAACAACAAACACAACUACGGCAGUGACGACAAUAAUAACAGCUAAUUCAUGUUCACCUUCAUGUAAUUCACAACAGACAUGUAUACAAAGUAUAUGUCUAAAUGUAGGACAUCUCGCAUGUGUUUUGGUAUGGUCUCGAUCAGGUGAUGGCGAUAUUGUAGUGACAACACCCAAUGGGAAAACCAUUAACUAUCAAAAUAUAGGUCCUUCAUCAAGUACUGAUCAAGGAAUAUUGGAUAGAGAUGAUACAAGUAGUACAGGACCGGAAAAUAUUUAUUGGCCAAGUAGUGGUUCUCUACCACCCACAGGAACUUACUACAUGUGCUUUGAAUCGUAUUCAUUCAGUCCAACUAUCAGCAGUAGUGAUCCACUCACGGUUACCUAUCAUAUUGUACAUGCUUCUGGUGCUUUCUUCAAUUAUACACGAACAUUUACUUCAGUUUUAAGUGAUUCGUAUAACUGUGGUGCAACUUCAAGCACUCUUAUCGGUUCAUUCACUUAUCCAUAA